CUCUAUGAGGAGAGAGAGGAUGGAGCUGUUCACCAUCAGAGAGCAGCAUCUCCAGAAUCCAGCUAUGUGUCUAUGAAGAGUAACAACUCCAUGAUUAAACCCCCUGAUCUCAGUGAUGGAGCAGUGACCUCUGACCCUGUACAGAGAAACACAUUUGUACCUCCAGAAUUCAGCUGUGUGUCUUUGAAGAGUAACAAAUCCAUGGGUGAACCCCCUGAACUCAGUGAUGGAGUGAUCAGGAGAGAUCAUAUCCAGUGUUGAAGACAAUAAGACAAUUAUAUUAAUAUUAACAGCUGACAGGACUAAACACGUAUCAUCUGAAUUAUUCUAUCUUUUAUAUGCCGUUUUAUUGCUCAACUGGACAUGUCAACGGACAUGAUACAACAAGAUGGCUGCCUCGAAACACCAAAGGAAGAAAGAGAGGGAGAGAUACAUCACAUGAUGAAACAGACUAUGAAGAUGCUGACAAAACACUGGCCCAGAGAAUCAAACUUCUAGAAUAUCAAGAAGAGUCCAUGGGUAACAGCUCCAUGUUUGAUCCCUCUAAUCUCAGUGCUGACUCAGUGAACAGAAAACAUUCACCCUUCUUUCAAAGUGACCGCAUUGAUACCUGGGAUCUCAUUACUGACGCAGUGAACAGUGUGGAGAGAGCUGAUCUGAACAGAUCUUUGAUGUCCGAUCGGACAGAAGCAGUGGAUGAUGUCCUACAGAGACUCAAAGACACUCACAAAACCAUCAUGAAGAACAAGUAUGAGAGUUUAUUUGAGGGAAUCAAACUACAAGAGAAUCAAACCCUCCUGAACAGGAUUUACACACAGCUCUACAUCAUCGAGGGAGAGAGUGAAGGAGUGAAUGAAGAACAUGAGGUUUUACAGAUGGAGAAAAGUUACAGGACACUCCAAGACACUCCAAUCAACUGCAAUGACAUCUUUAAACCUUUAACUGAACCAGGAUGUGAGGAGAAGAGAAGAGAAAACAUCAAGACUGUUCUCACUAAAGGCAUCGCUGGAAUUGUAAAAACAGUCUCUGUGCAGAAGUUCAUUGUGGACUGGGCCGAGGGAAAAGCCAAUCAAGAUGUAGAUUUCAUGUUUGUGCUUCCAUUUCGAGAGCUGAACUUGAUUAAAGACCACCAGUACAGUCUUCACAAACUUCUGCUGGACUUUCAUCCUGACCUUCAUGAACUGGACUCAAAGAUUUAUGAUGAGUGUAAAGUUGUGUUCAUCUUUGAUGGUCUGGAUGAAAGCAGAAUUAAACUUACUUUCUCAAAGAUUAAGAAAGUUUCUGAUGUGACGAAGAUUUCAUCUGUGGGUGUGUUGAUGUCAAACCUCAUCAAUGGAGAUCUGCUUCCCUCCGCUCUCAUCUGGAUCACCUCCAGACCAGCAGCAGCCAAUCAGAUCCCCUCCAGAUACAUCAAACGUGUGACCGAAAUCCAGGGAUUCAAUGACCCUCAGAAGGAGGAAUAUUUCAGGAAGAGAAUCAGUGAUGAGCAUCAAGCCAGCAGAAUCAUCUCACACAUUAGAAGAGCAAGAAGCCUCCACAUCAUGUGCCACAUACCAGUCUUCUGUUGGAUCUCAUCCACUGUGCUUCAAAACAUCCUGAAACAAGACGAAAGUGCAGAAAUCCCUCAAACUCUGACUGAAAUGUACAUCCACUUCCUGCUCAUUCAGAUCAAAAUGAGGAAUGAGAAGUAUGAAGAGAGAGAUCCAGAGAAAGUGAUUGUGAAACUUGCUGAACUGGCUUUCAAACAACUGAUGAAGGGCAAUGUCAUGUUCUAUGAGGAGGACCUGAUUGAGAGCGGCAUAGACGUCACUGACGCCUCAGUGUAUUCUGGGAUCUGCACUGAAAUCUUUAAGGAGGAAUCUGUGAUUCAUCAGAGGAAAGUCUACAGCUUCAUUCAUCUGAGCUUUCAGGAGUUUUUUGCAGCACUUUAUGUGUUUUUCUGUUAUUUACACAAGAACUGUGAGGUUCUGAAAAUGUUUCUGAGUGGAAAACACAGAACUCGAUGUAAGGAUGUUCCUCUGGAUGUGUUUCUGAAGGAAGUAGUGAAUGAAGCCCUGAAGAGUAAAACUGGACAUCUGGAUCUUUUCCUUCGAUUCCUUCAUGGCAUCUCACUGGAGUCCAAUCAGAGACUCUUACAGGAUCUACUGAAACACACAGAGAACAAUCCAGAGAUCAUGAAGAAAAUAAUCCAAAACCUCAAACGAGGUCAAAAACAAAACGUCAGUCCUGAAAGAUGGAUGAAUCUCUCACACUGCUUGAUUGAAAUGAAAGAUCAUUCUGUUGUUGAGGAAAUGCAGGUCUUUUUAAAAUCUAAAACAAAGAAAAAUCUUUCUCCUGUACAAUGUUCAACUUUGGCCAACAUGAUCCUGAUGUCAGAGGAGGUGUUGGAUGAGUUUGACCUCAACAAAUACAAAAUAAAAACAAGAGAGGGUCGACAGAGACUCGUACCAGCUGUGAGGAACUGCAGAAAAGCUCUUAUGUCCGGCUGUAAUUUGACGGUUCAGCACUGUGAAAUUGUGUCAUCAGCUCUACAAUCAUCAAACUCUCCUCUGAGAGAGCUGGACCUGAGUAACAAUGACCUGCAGGAUUCAGGAGUGAAGCUGAUCUCUGAUGCACUGAAGAGUACAAACUGUAAACUAGAGAUAUUGAGAUUGUCCGCCUGUAAUCUCACUGAUCAAUGUUGUGAAAGUCUGGUGUCAGCUCUACAAUCAUCAAACUGUCCUCCGAGAGAGCUGGACCUGAGUAACAAUCGACUGGAGGAUUCAGGAGUGAAUCUGAUCUCUGAUGCACUGAAGAGUACAAACUGUAAACUUGAGAUACUGAGAUUGUGCGGCUGUAAUCUCACUGAUCAAUGUUGUGAAAGUCUGGUGUCAGCUCUACAAUCAUCAAACUCUCCUCUGAGAGAGCUGGACCUAAGUAACAAUCGACUGGAGGAUUCAGGAGUGAAUCUGAUCUCUGAUGCACUGAAGAGUACAAACUGUAAACUUGAGAUACUGAGAUUGUGCAGCUGUAAUCUCACUGAUCAAUGUUGUGAAAGUCUGGCGUCAGCUCUACAAUCAUCAAACUCUCCUCUGAGAGAGCUGGACCUGAGUAACAAUGACCUGCAGGAUUCAGGAGUGAAGCUGAUCUCUGAUGCACUGAAGAGUACAAACUGUCAUCUGGAGAUACUGAGAUUAUCUCGCUGUAUGGUGACCGAGGUUGGCUGUUGUUAUGUUGCUUCAGCUCUGAUUUCAAACCCUUCACACCUUAAAGAGCUGGAUGUAAGCUGCAAUCACCCAGGAGAAGCAGGAGUCAAUCUGCUCACUGAGAGACUCAAUGAUCCACACUGCACACUGGACAAACUCAAUGUGAAUCACGGAGCAGAGAUCAGAAUUACACCUGGACCACAAAAAUAUUUCUGUGAUCUCACACUGGAUCCAAAUACAGCACACACUAAACUCUCUCUGUCUGAGGGGAACAGGAAGGCGACACUUGUGAGAGAGAGUCAGUCAUAUCCGGAUCAUCCAGAGAGAUUUAAUAAGCUUCAUCAGGUUCUGUGUAGAGAGAGUCUGACUGGACGCUGUUACUGGGAGUCUGAAUGGAGCGGUGACGGUGUUGAUAUAUCAGUGACAUAUAAAGGAAUCAAGAGGAAAGGAUUUAGUGAAAGUUGGUUUGGAUAUAAUAAAAUCUCCUGGAGUCUGAUCUGCUCUAAUAACAGUUUCAGUGUCAGACACAAUAAUAACAGCACAUACAUACGAGUCCCUUCAGUCGACUCUAAGAGAAUAGGAGUGUAUCUGGACUGGACGUCCGGCACUCUGUCCUUCUACAGCGUCUCUGACACACACACACUCACACACAUACACACAUUCAACACCACAUUCACUGAACCGCUCUAUGCUGGAUUUAAAGUUUAUAAUGAUUCCUCAGUGACUCUGUGUCACAUUAAACAACCGUCUGUGUGAGAAACAACAGAGAACACACACACACAUAAACACACAUACUUAUACACAAACGCAUAAACACACACACACAUAAACACACACACACACAUGUGACUUAUAGAAAUAUGAUGACGUUAACUCACUCAAACUGUAUUUAAUCACAACUGUAACAUAUUUCCUGGUGUAUUUAGUUUGUGGUGUGUGUGAAUGAUUUGUAUCACACAUCUUAAUAUCAGAAACAUUAUUCCCAUGGAUUUAUUUCCUAUUAUCAGGAUGUGGAUCAUGUCCUGGACUGAAUAAGACAGUUGGGAAUGAUUAUUUCUGUGGGCUGUUCAGAAUCAGAUGUAUUCAUAUAAAUGAUGUGUUUUAAUAUAAAACAGUAUUUCCAUCCGUGUAAAUAGUUUCAUUCAUCAUACUUGAAAUAAAUCAAUGUUGAGAUGUUAAAUGACAAUAUAUAUGUGUUAGCUGUAACUGUGACUUUAUACUUGCACACAAUUAAAACACUGAAGUGAAUCUCUUUCUGUGUUUCUUACACAAGUGUUCACAAUUACUGGAAUUACUCUGUCAUCAUUUACUCACCCUCAUGUGGUUCCAAACCCUUACCACUGACUUCACUCUUUUAAUACAAUGGCAGCUGAUAGUGACUCAUUUUAAAGCUUCAAAAGGACCCAAAAGUGUUAUAAAAGUAGUGCAUGUAACAUGCUCCAAGUCUUCUGAAGUCAUACGACGGUUUUGAUGAGAAACAAGCUGCAAUUGAAGUUAUUUUACAGUCAAAAGUGAAAGUGAAAGCACUCAUGAACAUGCAAAUGAGAGCGAUGACAGAAGUGAAGAUUUUUCUAUUAUUGAACAACAAUAAAUUGAAGGAAAAAGAAGUGAACACUUGUGCAACAUUUAACAGUAAUCACGUAAGAACACAAAACAAAAUACAGACACACAAAUCCAACAAAACAGAAAAAUUAAUAAAUAUAUCAAUAAAUUAAAAUAAAUAACUUAUGCAUACAGAGGAAAACAUUACACAUCAUCAGUAAGUAUUACAAAAACAUUUCUCAAAGUGUUUCAUGAAUUUGUUGCUUUUCUUGUUAUUAGUAAAUUGAAGAGAUUUGAGAAAUAAAAACAUUUCUAUUAAACGUGAGAGAGUCGGCUGCGAGAUGUCAACAUCUGUAUAUUUGGACAUGGUGAGAUUCACAGGAUAUAUUUAAUGCAAAAUAUGAUGUCUUUGCUGUUAUUGGGGAUGCAGUACUUGUGAGGUAGCAAACAUGCUUUUUUUUUAUGUUGUCAUUUCCUUUAGAUGAAUACAUUCAUUUUACAUACAAAGUAAAAUAUUUUUAUUUAACUCCUAUAAAUGAGUAUAAAACUCAACAGAUAAUCAUGGAUACCUGGAGAUUUCCCUCUUCAUAGAAUAAAGAUCUGUACGAAUUUCAUCAAUUGUCAAACUACAAUCACAGAAAGCUUUGAAGUCGUCAUCAACAACAGGAACAUGACUUUGAAUCUUAAUGAAAUCCUCACAAUUAUGUUUAGCAAACACAGAUGUAUAAAGAUUCUUAUAAAAUUGGAUAUUAAUUUAGGGUCAUGACAUCAUUAAUGUUAAGAGCAGUCAAGGAAUUUCUUUUACAGUUUUCUCCAAAGCCCAAAAAAUAACUAGAAUUUGUCUCUCCUUCCUCAAUUUAGCCCCAAUCUAACAAAGCCGCCUCUAGCAAUCUAAAUAAGCUUGAUUAAUUUGUAAAUGUAACUCCCUUAAUUCAGCUCUUCUUCUUGAGACAUCUUUCAUAGCAAUAAUGCAUUUAUUCUUUUUAAUAGUUCAGUUAUUUUAUUUUGAGAUAUUUUAAAGUCUUAAUUGCAAUUUGUCUGGACCUGUAUUUAAAAAACGAAUUUCUCUCUAUACCUGUAAUGCUUAAUGUGUGUGUUCAGGUAUUUCAUAUCUUUUAUUUUGAAAAGUUUAUUUCCUGUUCAUGUAAUUCCUGUUUCCCUCCAUGUUCAUGUGUCUUGUGUUCAUUGGUUUAUUGUUUAAUUAUCUUGUCUUUUCAUU
Messenger RNA from Xyrauchen texanus (razorback sucker), 5946 nucleotides. Its product is annotated as NACHT, LRR and PYD domains-containing protein 3-like. Lineage: Eukaryota; Metazoa; Chordata; Actinopteri; Cypriniformes; Catostomidae. Bases 339 to 3941 code for a protein of 1200 amino acids. Gene Ontology annotation, molecular function: protein binding. The record is from RefSeq and is a predicted model, not a curated record. The transcript has 12 exons.